AACUCAACUUUAAUUAACCUAUGAGUAGUGUUGGUUUUAACUUUACUGGCUAUGGAUUAUUAUUUGGUCGAAGCAUAUAGGACGCCUUAUUAUUAGAAAGCCCUCACAGGAUGGUUAAAGUUUAUUGUACGGUAUGUCAUAAACGAUGUAAAGGUGAUGUAUUGAAAAUUGAACAACAAUUUGUUCAUUACAAAUGUUUUCAAUGUAUCAAAUGUCGUAAAAAUUUAAAACAAGGUGGAUUUUUUGUUAAAGAUAAAAAUUUCUACUGUCCAAAUGAUUAUCAAACAGAAUUUGGUGUAAGAUGUGAAACGUGUCAUGGUUAUGUAGAAGGUGAAGUUGUUACAGUAUUGGGGAAAACAUUUCAUACUCAUUGUUUUCGUUGUACAACAUGCAGACGUUUAUUCAAUUCAGGUGAACGGACCACCAUCGUGGAUGGAUCUUAUUAUUGUAUGUCAUGUUCAUCAAAUCUUACAAAUGGUGAUGUACUGCAUAAAACUGUCGAUGGUAACGCACGUGAUAGUAGUGCUGCGGCUGCUACUAUUACCAAUGGAUCGAAUGGUGUCUGUUCUACUUCAUCUUCUCCAUCAUCUAAUUCUGCUUCAUCAAAAUCAGAUCACUUUAAUCCAUUAUCGUUGUCAACAUCUGGUCAUCAAUCACAAACAUUACCUACAAUAAGAACUUCUCCCACUUCUACACCAAUACAUCAUUCAGUUAAUCAUACUGACGGUAAUAACACUCAAAAUCAUAAUCAUUAUCAACAAAAUCUCAUUUCUGACGCUAAUCUUAAAUCAUUUACAUCUCUUAAUGAUCAACUUAGUGUACAAAUUCAUGAAAAUGGAUGUUCAAUUCCUGGCAGUGAAUACCAUAAACAGAAGUUAGAAGAACAUGGGAUGGGACCAGUAACGAUUGAUACUUUACUAUCUACUACACCUGGACAAACUGUAUCACCUAAUUCAUUUACACCAUCAGCAUGUGAAAGACGUAUCUGUCCACCAGGUGUUGAUUAUGGUCGUCAAUAUCCUAUAUCGUAUCUUCAAUUAGCAGAACAAGGUUUUACCGCUAUAAUGAGUAGUGAAGAAUUAAAUCCUACUAUGAAUAAUGAAAAUGUUGGUCAUCGAUCUAGAUCAUUAGCAAGAUCUAAUCAUUUCAGUUCAUCACAUCAUACACCAAGUCAUCAUCAUAUAUCAAGGCGAGAUGUAGUUAGAUCAGCGACAAGUAAUUCUAUGCCGUUCCGACGUUCAAAUGAUAUUGAAUUACAAAAGCAAGUAAAUGGAUAUAGCCCAUCUAAAUUGCCAAGUUAUAGUGGUACAUCGAUAUCUGUUGGAGUAUCGAACACACCGAUUUCACUAACCGGUCGACCUAAACGUGAUAUGUAUGUUCGACAACGUCAACUUUCACCUGGUUCCAGUUCUCUUGGGUCUGGUGUUAUGGGUUUUCGUCGUUCGGAACGAAUGAAUUCAUCUACAUUACCACCAGGCUUAGAAAAUAUGCGCCAAUCAACAGGUCGUUAUUCCUGUCGAUCUACUCCGAAUGUAACUGGGAAACGUGGAAUGACUCAGUUAGCUGAAUCACUUGUUCGACCUCGAGUUGAUCGUACUGCUAGUCCACCAUCUGCUACACUUUAUUGGUCUGAAGCGCGAAGACUUGCUUCUUUUCCAAAUGCUCGUUUACCAGAUUCCAAUAGUUUACCGGCUAUAGACAGAUAUGAUUUUCCUGCUCCACCUUCACCGGCUGUUGUUAUGAUUGAUAAACGUCGUGAGAAACGUAUGACUGGUGUACAGUCAGUUGGUGUAGAUAGUAGAAAUGGUACUUUAAGGAAUGGAACAAUGACAUCAGUCGAUACAGACUGGACUGAUCGGGAUCCUGUAUUAAAUGCUAAACUAGAUCGAAUUGAUGCUGAGAUUGAGACAUUGAAACGAUUAGGUGAAAGUUCCGGUAUUACAGCGGCUCUUAUUCAAGAAUUGGAAGCCAGUAAAUUACAUGUUCAUGAAACAGAUUUAGAUCCAAUUUCUGCUUCACGAUCACCGAAUGCAAAUGUAGAACCUGGUUACAAAACACGAUAUAGACGGCAUGGAUAUACAUCUCCAUCACGUGAUACUAGGAGAGACCGUCGAAGUGGUCAUAAUUUAUCCUAUCGAUUGGAAUAUUCCAGUACCGGUGGACGUUCAGGAACUAUACCGAGUUUCUCAUCAACUCCACGUCCUGGCUACACGUCUGGAAUACUUUAUGGUCGAGCGGUUAGUUUACCGCGACCAUUUAUCGGUGUAGAAAAUGGUGAUACACUAUUAGAUCAAAGUACAUUGUCUGGACAUGUUCCAGUUGCAAGUUCAGGUAUACGUGGAUCUUUAUCAACAACUUUGAGAACAAUCCCAUCACGUCAUAGUUAUCAUCCAGGUGGACAUUCCAAUCAUUCAGAUGAAGUUAUCAAUGGUCCUGACCGUACAGUCACUGUAUCGGAAUCACUGAAUACUAAUUUUAUCGAAAAUGAAUCACGUCCAAUUGGUUUUCAUGAUGGAUUAGGUUCAUUGACAACAUCAGGUUUAUCAAUGGAUGGUUUUAUGGCAGAAUCCGGUGAUGAUAUAACUAUUACUAGUCCACAUAAUGGUUAUUUUUUAAAAUCCAGGACUGUAGCUGGUCUGCCUAGUUCUGUAACAGGUCUUCGACCAGUUGGUUUACCACCACAUCAUCCUUAUCAUCAUCAUCAUUACAAAACUAGUAGUUCAGCAAUGAGGCGUGGACGCAUUAGUACUCCAGGACCAACUAGAAGUGGUAGUGGUAUAGGUUAUUUAACUGAUCCUGAUCUACUAGAUAUUGAUGCUUAUCCGUCUGUACAAAGUUGGUUAAGGCCUACUGCAUCAUCAUCAUCGAAAUAUGAAAAGUCUUUCAAAAUUUAUCCUUAUGAAAUGUUAAAAUUAUCAUCAAAUCAAUUAUUGAAAGGAGUGGAUCGAACACAGUUAGAGUGUUAUUUAUCAACCGAUGAAUUUGAACGUUUAUUCAAUAUGUGUCCUGAAGCAUUUCAACGUUUACCUGAAUGGAAAAGAAAUGAUUUAAAAAAGAAAUUAGAUUUAUUAUAAUUAAUUCAUUGAAAUAUAAUUGACAAAUGUUCUUUAAUAAAUAAAAAGUCACAUUGAUGAUAAGGAUGAUGAUGAUGAUAAUAAUAAUAAUAAUAAUGAUAGAAUAAAUGAUUAAAAUAUAUCCCAAAAAGUAAUGAAACUAAUUUAUUGAUUUUAUUCAAUAUUUAAAAAUGAAUAGAAUAAGAACCCUCCCCCCCCCAUGCUGUUCAAGUUAAUUUCUGAUUUUAAUUCCUCUUAUCAUCAUCAUCAUCAUCAUCUUUAUUGAAAUAAUGUAUGAACAAAACUAAAGAUUCAUUGUUGAAAUAUAUCAACUUGUCGUUUUCUUUUUUUUUGUGUGUGUGUUCAUUAUGUGCACAACAUCUUCAUGUUGGUCUGUUGCACUUUAUUUAUUAUUGUAUGUAUCCAUGUAAAAGUCAGUAAGAGUUUGUACGAUCAUCAUCAUCAUCAUCAUCAUUGUCACCAUGAUCACAAUCAAUAUAUAUAUCACAUUGAUAGUAGUUUCAAAAUUCAAUGAUAUUGAUUCAUUUAUUCGACUUUUAUUUCGCUUUUUUUAUUGUCAAAUUGUAUUUUAUUUCUUUUUUUUCUCUUUUUUUUGUAAAAUAAAAUCUCUUUAUUUUUGCAAAAAAAAAACUAAAUAUACAAUUUUCUUUUUUUUCUUUUUUUUCUAAAGCAAACCAACUUUGUUUUUUUUUUUCGUGUUAUAUUUUGAUUUUCUCAUUUUACUUCUUAGUUCUAAGCAUAUACAAGUUUUAUUUUGUGAUCCUUGGAAACGAUUUAUAUUCAUAAUGGGAACAUAAUGAUUAUCAUUAUGAACACACUGCUAGAUAUGAAUAUAACUAAGUAUGAUUAUGUCGAGAUUUUUGUUGUUGUUUAUUAUUCAUUGAAUACAGUCUGUAAUUCGGCUUGAGUAACUUUAUAUAAUCGAGUGUUUAUAUGUGUGUACAGUGCAUAUUAUUACUAUAAUUAUUAUUAUCAUUAUUAUUACUACUACUAUUAAUGCUGUGCUUCAUCUUAACCCUGGUUUUCAUAGGUAUUUACACUCAAUUACUCACAUCGUAUGUGCCUCUCUCUUCCUAUAUAUAUAACCUGUAUUUCGUCCUUUAUUAACGAAAUGUAUCAACGUUAGUUUUAUGUUUUAUGUUUAUUAUGAUGUUCUUAUGAACUUGAACAAGUGAAUUAAUGUUUUUUGUUUCCCUUUCAAAGAUGAAUUCUUAUUCUCCUUGUUCUUAUCAUCAUUCUUUUAUAGUUUCACAUGAUAACAAAUUUAUAUUGUAUUAAAUAUUGUUCGCUUUUGUACAGCAGUUGUUGUUGAAUGUGUUGAGAAUACUCCUACUUAAUACAGAUUUUCGAUUGAGCAAACAUAGAUCUUUUUUUUUCUUUUAUUUUGAAAACAAAGAUAAUGAAUUUCAUUUCAUCUUCUAGGAACUUUGAAAAUAAAAACAAAAGAGUAAUCAAACAGUAAUGCAAAUGUAUUUCAUCAUGUUAUCUCUUUUCUUUUUCCUGGAAACAAAUAUAACUCUUCAUUGAUAUGUCAAUUACCGAGACUUAUUGCUCAAUGUCUUUAACGGUAUACAUAUUCUACUUGACAAAAUGGUGUAUGCAUGUCAAAGAGAACAACAUUAACAUUUCACUUAUGUUUGUAAUAUAUAACGUUUGAUGAAUUCAUAUAUGCAAGUGUAAUAUUAUAUGUAUGUGAGAAAUAAUUUUAGAUUGUGUUGUCUUUAUUAUCUGUUAACAUUGGCUAUCAGUUGUUCACAAAGUCUUUCUCUGAUAUCAUUCUUUCUUGCUCUGACUAUUUCUCUUGCCUCUUAAUUAUAAAUUAGCUAUUUAUUUGUGUGUACACAUUGUGCACAAAAAUAUCUCGACUAUUCGAUUGUAUGUGAAAAAGAAACAUCUUUCAAGCAUAGACAUAUAUAUAUAUAUAUAUAUAUCUUGAACUAGAAAAGAUAAUUCCUAUACAGUGAAGAUUCUUCUCAACUUUUGAGUCUUAUUAAUUUAACUAAGAAUUUGUUCAUCUAUGUUGGUUUGCUUUAUUUAAACCUUCUUAGAAUUUCUUUAAUAGUCUUUCUUAUUUCGUUGUCAUUGACGCCUUUUCUUGUUCUUUUUUUCUGUCCAUUUCGAUGCUGACUACUUACUUAUUCAUUUUGUAUCUCUUAUAGCUUAAGAAAAAAAAUCAGCUUUCUUUAAUGUAUGCAAAUACUCAUUCACACGUAUACAAUUGCACAUUUAGCAAAACUAAUGGGUGAAUUCACGUUGAUUUGAUUUGUGUGUUCUUUUCCUCCCAAUCUGUUAGAAGAUUGUGUUAAACAUACUGUGUUAAUGAUGUUGAUGCAUUUUCUUUUCGUUGAUUCUUGUUGCGUCUUUCUCUUCUCUUGGCUAAAUUUGUUCGUUAAUCUCACUUUUGUUUGUUAUUGUUGUUGUUGUCUAUUUUGAUUGUCAAAUUAUAUGAAUACUGAAGAAAAAAAGAAUAAAAUAGAGAAAUAUAAUUAUCAAAAAAAAAUAGUCAGAGAAUAAUG
Molecule: messenger RNA, 5590 nt
Organism: Schistosoma intercalatum
Lineage: Eukaryota; Metazoa; Platyhelminthes; Trematoda; Strigeidida; Schistosomatidae
Source: the annotation of a GenBank genome assembly